UGUCAUUUUACUCUUUACUGUCAAAAAAAAAAAAUUAUAAAAUGUCUAGUUCAAAAGAUGCUAUUGAUGCACCGGCUACUGAAGGUGCAGGUGGUCAAACACCAGAAGUAGCAGAUUCUGCACCUGCUAUUGAAGGUCUUGAAACUGCAGCACCAGAAACUGAGGGUGCAGAUGCUGCUGUACCGGAGACUGAGGGUGCAGAUAUUGCAGUACCGGAGGCUGAGGGUGCAGAUACUGCAGCACCAGCAACAGAAACUCCAGAUACUGUAGCACCAGAAACACAAGGCCCAGAUACUAUACCUACUACUGAAGGUCUUGAAACUGCAGCACCAGAGAGUAAGGACCCAGAUACUACUGCACCAGCAGCAGAAGCUCCAGAAACACAAAGUCCUGAUACUGCAGCACAAGAAAUUGCCGGUGCGGGUGGUGAAGCACUAAAACCUGCAGAAACUGAUAUCACUGCCACCAAAAGUCCGGAUAUAACAAGUGCAGAUGAUAAAAUGAAGAAUGAUCCAGCAGCAAACAAUCCCAACUGUCGAUGUAGAGAGUGUCCAGUUUUAGAAGCUGCCCGGGCCAUGAUAGCUCGUGAAGCUGCUGAGAAUGCAUCAGAGGAGGGAAACAUUCCUGACACUCCGGACAAACUGAUGACCGAUUCUCUAGUCCCUGCGGUGAAAGAUCAGGAUGCGAUACCUCAACCCGAUAGAACUACAGAAACUAAAGUGGACCAAACUGCUGAACUUCAAAUAAAUGAAAGUUCAGAACCACAGACGGAUCAAACACCAAAUGUUCACCCUGAUCAGCCAACUGAACCAGAAGUUCCCAUUGCGACGGAAAUACAUCAAGAUAGCUCAAACGCCGUUCCUGAAGUUACUAGUGCCGUACCCGAAAAUGCUGAAAAUGUUAACCCUGAACAGCCUACUGACACUCAGCAAGGAGAAGAAACCAAUGUUGCUUAGAAGCUACAAAAUAUCAGCCGAUAGGUAACACAGUUUAAUGACGACAGUGUAGAUCAUAAUAAAAAAACCCUUGAUGAAAAAGUUAUGUACAUUACACAUAUCCACAAGAGUUGAAUAAAAAUUUUAAA
This is a messenger RNA of Zophobas morio, 1084 nucleotides long. RefSeq names its product fibrous sheath CABYR-binding protein-like. The coding region runs from base 42 to 956 and encodes 304 amino acids. The transcript has 3 exons. The record is from RefSeq and is a predicted model, not a curated record. Lineage: Eukaryota; Metazoa; Arthropoda; Insecta; Coleoptera; Tenebrionidae.